AAACCGCCUUCCUUGACAACGGUGUACUCGAGUUUUGCUCACGCUGCGGGCACUCUGCGCAACGAUGUCGGUCUCGGACGUAAACGAUUUUAUCCGACAAAACCGUGCAGUGGCCGACCAAGUGGAGGCGUUCCGCGGACACUGGGAAAGCGACAAGCACUGGGUGCCCAGGAGGGAAUUCAUACUGCGGAAUAUGAACGACUUUGAGGGCGAGUUGCACAUGGACCAGCUGCUUUCGCUUUCAAUGGUGUGGGCCAACAACGUCUUCCUCGGCUGCCGGUAUAGCACGGAGCUCCUUGACAAAGUUAAACAAAUGGCCGAGGGUAUCGAGGUGGAGGACGCGCCCGUCUUCAAGACAAGAGAUGAAAUUGUAAAGCAGCAGCAGGGCAGAUGAUGGAUUCCUUUUCUUGCUGUUGGGAACAUACAGGCUGUGCUUGUGUUCUCAUGUUUGCUUUCACACCAAGACUUUUUUUUUUUUUUUAUGAAUUAAUGCAUGAUGCCAGCAGUGUGGACAUUUCACUGUCAUUUUAUCUCAUUGUUGUAGUGUAUUCGUUUUUAUUUUUUUUAAAUUGAUGAAAAAUGACCUAUUUUAAAUGUAUUAAAAUAAAAAUCCUC
Molecule: messenger RNA, 615 nt
Organism: Hippocampus comes (tiger tail seahorse)
Lineage: Eukaryota; Metazoa; Chordata; Actinopteri; Syngnathiformes; Syngnathidae
Gene: xtbd1
Product: CDKN2A interacting protein N-terminal like
Exons: 3
Coding region: 65-394 (109 amino acids)
Source: RefSeq, a predicted model, not a curated record